This is a messenger RNA of Magnolia sinica, 1905 nucleotides long. Its product is annotated as heat stress transcription factor A-5. Gene Ontology annotation, biological process: regulation of transcription by RNA polymerase II. The record is from RefSeq and is a predicted model, not a curated record. The transcript has 2 exons. Gene Ontology annotation, cellular component: nucleus. Lineage: Eukaryota; Viridiplantae; Streptophyta; Magnoliopsida; Magnoliales; Magnoliaceae. The coding region runs from base 177 to 1664 and encodes 495 amino acids. Gene Ontology annotation, molecular function: RNA polymerase II cis-regulatory region sequence-specific DNA binding; DNA-binding transcription factor activity.
CUCUCUCCGACAAUCCCAUUCUCGAUGCCGGAAGUCGCUUCCAAACGGCGAAAAUUCCUCCACAAAAACAAAACCAGAAGAAAAAUCAAAUAGCAGAAACAAAACCAAUACCAAAACCAGAUUGAAAAAUCAAACAGCAAAGAGAGAGAGAGAGAGAGAGAGAGAGAGAGAGAGAGAUGGAAGGCGGAGGGCAGGGGAGCGGGGGUAGCGGCGGUGGCCCUGCUCCGUUCCUGUUGAAGACAUACGACAUGGUGGACGAUUCUUCAACGGACGAGAUCGUCUCGUGGAGUUCUAACAAGAACAGCUUCGUCGUCUGGAACCCACCUGAGUUCGCUCGCCUUCUCCUCCCCACCUACUUCAAGCACAACAACUUCUCCAGCUUCAUCCGUCAGCUUAACACCUAUGGAUUUCGAAAGAUUGAUCCAGAGAGAUGGGAGUUUGCAAAUGAGGAUUUCUCAAAGGAUCAAAAGCAUCUCCUCAAGAACAUCCACCGGCGGAAACCUAUCCACAGCCACAGCCAGCAGCACUCCUUUGGCGAUCCGGAACGGUCUGCAUUCGAAGAAGAAAUCGAGCGGCUCACGCGGGAGAAAACUGCCCUUCAGUCUGAUCUGUGGAAAUUCAAACAACAGCAGCCAGGAAUGAAGCUUCAGCUGGAAGAUUUGGAGCGGCGUGUGCAUGAAAUGGAACAGAGGCAGCUGCGAAUGAUGUCAUUUUUGGCAAAGGCAAUCAAUAACCCAGCUUUCGUGGAUCAUCUUAUUCGGAUGGCAGGCUCCUCGGUUGACUUUGAAGCAAUUAAUAAGAAGAGGCGAUUGCCAAAAGUAGUCGAUUACUGUCAGGAAGUUGAGGAGAAUAGCUACAUAGACAACCAUAGCAGUAAUUCAAAGCCCGAGGCUGGGCAUGCUUUCCACCAGGAUUUCCAUAAUAAGCUGAAACUCGAAUUAUCACCUGCCGUCUCUGAUAGUAAUUUGGUAUCUGCGAGUAUGCAGAGCUCCACUGAAGAUGGGGUCACUCCAAAACCAUCAGAAGGAGCACCGAUAGAUGCAAACAUGAGAACAGAAGGGCUUUCUUCUUUUGCACCUGAGACAUUAGAGCUCUCAGAUACCGGGACAUCUUUUUCGCUGGGAAUGAAUAUUUCGCACUCAAGGCAACUGAGAACAAACGAAAGCCCAGACCUACAUGGCCUGCGGCGUUGUUUGGCUACUGUUGAAGACUGUGACAGCCAGAUCUCCUGCCAACUGAAUCUGACACUCGCUUCUUCCCCAUUGCAAGUCAAAAACAGUUAUUAUCCAGAUAGAGUUCCCCUCUCCUCAGGUCUAGACAUUGGUACUUCCACGGCUGAGUUUAGGUCUAUUGCCAAUGGUAAAGAACCAUUUACUGGUGUGAAGAGUCGAAGCUUUGGUGAUGAGGAUGCAAGCAUGUCAUCUUUGCGAGAGGCCCCAACUAAUAAUACUAUUGAUAACAAUAAUCAAGGGCCUGCCGCUGCUCAGGGGCGAGUGAAUGAUAUGUUCUGGGAACAGUUUCUGACUGAAAGACCCGGCUCUUUGGAAAAUGAAGAGGCAAGCUCUAGCUUUCGUGCAAACGCUUGCGAUGAUCAAGAAGAGAGAAGGACAGGCAGCAUAAAGUCAUGGAGAAGCAAAAGAGAUAUGGAGCAGCUCACGCUCUGAUAUUCUCAAGAUGCGAUACAAAUCCAUGGAUGAGGACAUCACUUGGGAUGGUUCCACUGAUUACAUGUAAGCUCUCACAUCCGACAAAAGAUAUGCCUCAUUUGCAAUUAUGUUAAUGAAUCAUCUGACCACUGAGGUGAGUCCAUCCAUUGGUGUAUAUGAGUAGCAUCACAAAGAAAGGAACACCCAUUGUUUCUAGGGGAUUUCUUCAAAUUAAUAUAAAAUAUGGUAAUUUUGGCUA